Austrofundulus limnaeus is the source of this 1570-nucleotide messenger RNA. RefSeq names its product solute carrier family 38 member 8b (gene slc38a8b). Gene Ontology annotation, molecular function: L-amino acid transmembrane transporter activity. The transcript is spliced from 11 exons. Gene Ontology annotation, biological process: amino acid transmembrane transport. The record is from RefSeq and is a predicted model, not a curated record. Bases 156 to 1487 code for a protein of 443 amino acids. Gene Ontology annotation, cellular component: membrane. Lineage: Eukaryota; Metazoa; Chordata; Actinopteri; Cyprinodontiformes; Rivulidae.
CUUCGCUCAGUGUUUGCUCGCUCUCGGGGACAGUUUGGUGGAAACACAGAAAGACCAGGAMACGCAGGACAUCGAUUCAAUCUGCAGGAUUCACCACGUUUCCUCUGAAGAGACCUCGACUCUGGAGCUGUGAGAGAAGAGGCUGACCUGGUGCCAUGGAGGAACUGGCCCGGGAGAGCAUCAGCCUKCUGGCCCGGUCUGCUUCCCACACUGACCCACCAGGACUGGGCUCGUUCGGAGCCGUGUUCAUCAUGCUGAAGUCCGCUCUGGGAGCUGGGCUGCUCAACUUCCCCUGGGCCUUUCAGAAGGCCGGAGGAGUGAGUGCUUCCAUCAGUGUGGAGCUGAUAUCUCUGGUGUUCCUCAUCAGUGGCCUCGUCAUCCUCGGUUAUUCGUCAUCGGUCAGCAGGCAGAAAACGUACCAGGACGUUGUGAGAGAAGUGUGCGGACGAGCCGCGGGGCAACUCUGCGAAGUCUGUUUCUGCUUCAACCUCUUCGUGAUCAGCGUGGCCUUCCUGGUGGUGGUGCAGGACCAGCUGGAGAAACUGUGUGUUUCAUUAUAUGAGGCGGUGACCGGGUCGACCGAGGCAGAGAUGCCUCAUCACUGGUACACCGACCAGCGCUUCGCCCUCUUCAUCACCUGCCUCUUCAUCAUCUUACCCUUGUCCAUCCCGAAAGAGAUCGGCAUCCAGAAAUACACGAGUGUGUUAGGGACGCUGGCUGCGACAUAUCUCUGUGUGGCUGUGGUGGUUAAAUUUUACCUGAUGGACAGCAGCAYGAGUGUAACAACUCCAGAGCACAGCCAGGGUUUGAGUUCAUGGGCGUCCAUGUUCAGCGUCGUACCGACCAUCUGCUUCGGCUUCCAGUGCCACGAAGCCUGUAUAGCGAUCUACAGCAGCAUGCAGAACCAAAAUCUCCUCCACUGGGUCGUCAUCUCUGUGCUCUCCAUGCUCUUCUGUUUGCUCAUCUACACUCUGACAGGUGUGUUUGGCUUUCUGACCUUCGGGCGAGACGUUGCCUCAGAUAUUUUGCUGUCAUACCCAGGAAACGACGUGGCCAUGGUCAUCUCCAGACUUCUGUUUGGGAUUUCCAUCGUCACCAUUUAUCCCAUCAUUCUUCUCCUGGGCAGGUCUGUCGUCCUGAACCUGAUGUUGCGAGCUCAGCGACAUCGGCGGGGAAUCGUCACUCGUUCGUUCGAGAGUCGCUGCAGAGUGUUUCUGACGGUGGCCUGGAUCUCCUUCACUCUCCUCAUUGCCAUGUUCGUCCCAGACAUGUCUGACGUCAUCAGCGUCAUCGGAGGAAUCAGCGCCUUUUUCAUCUUCAUCUUUCCUGGUCUUUGCUUAAUGUUCACGAUGCAAACAGAAGACGUCUCUCCAAGAGUCAGAUCCGUUUUAACAGUCUGGGGGGUCAUAACAAUCGUGGUGGGGGUCUUCAUCUUUGGACAGAGCACCACCAUCGCCCUGAUGGAGGUAGUCCACAAGUUCUACUAGUCCCCACCCAGUUUAACCGGCAGCAACUGAGACCUGCGUCUGUAAACAUAGUUUUUAAUUGUACGUGUGUGUGUGUGUGUGUG